CGCAACUCUCUUUUUCUAUGGCUCUGCUCUACUCUAGUUAUAUUAACUCUAUGGUCCGUCCAUGCGAGAGAGCUGCCAUCGCCGUCCGUCCAUGCGAAUACUCCCCCUAGCGACGACGUCUAUAUGGACUUCCAUGACGCUCUGAGGGAUUUAGCUGCCUCUCGUCGAAAUGGGGUGAUGGCAGAAUUUCCUGGUCAUAACUGUCAGCCUACGUUUUUUUUGCAAGUGGGUAGGAGAUUGUAGCCUAAAGAAAACAUCUGCUGCAUGUAGGCUAUCAAUAAAUAAUAUUCAAAAAAAAACAACAACGUUAAUUUCACAGAUCAAUGUCAGUUUUCUUAAAUAUCGAUCUUGCCAUAGCCUAGCAUAAAUUACCUAAAACUAUUGUCAACCAUCACGAAUUUCAUGAACCGCGUGUGUGAAGUCAAUGAAUGAAUCAAUCCAGAUUCACAAUACUUUUACAAUAUAGCCCACAAAGAUAUUUUUAAUUUAUAACACCUGCAGACUGUUAUUCAUCCCGUCAGUGUAUGCGUGCUCACGUGACAGGCUACGGUUUAUUCCAACCCACACAGACAUACAUUUGGCUUGUAGAAGUCUCAUUUUCAACCCCAUUUCUCGAAGUGGAAAUACUCUCUCAUAUCGAUUAUAUAAUUUUGUUAAAAGAUGACAAGGUUCUACCUAAUUGCAGUAGGUCUCUUUGCUAUUAUUUCAGUCACUGCUUCGCAUGAAGAGGUCAUUGAUGACAUCCUCAGCAGUCUAGCCAAGGGCGCAUUGUUCCUGGAGAUAGAGCACCAAAAUAUAAAUCUCGACGGAGUGGUUGGCUAUUUGAUAUUACAGGCUGAAUUUAAGGAGGCAAUCAGGACAUGGCCGCACACAGACCCGGUCAGCUGGGCUCAGCGCACCUCAGCGGUAGCACUGGUUAGGCGGCUGGAUCAGAGUCUCGAGAAGGCAGUCUCGGCACUAGCAGAAAACGAUCCAAAAUACUACCGAGAGUUUCAGCCCUUGUUGACCUGGACCUUCUGGGUAGUGCCACAUGAGUGGAGCUCCACAGACGCGUCCCUGGCCUACUACUCCACCAGUACCAUGGAGUGUUAUGAUGAGCAGCUCAGCGACAAAUGCAUGACACUGCUCCUUGGCACAUGGAAAAACAACGGGACUCCCUGCAUUGUGACAAAGUCUUGCCGAGAUACAAUGACACACUUUGGUUGCCCUCACUACUCCCUCUCCCACCAGCUCCUCUAUUUCAUGAUUGGGUCCAUGAAAGGCUGCUCAAACAUAUUGAAGGGAGAUAUGCGGGCGUCACGUGCCAACCUGACAGAGCAAGACUACCAGAGGAUCUUCUGCUCCAACAUGAUGAAGAGCAAUCAGGACAUUAUCAAGAAUGGCUUCACCGGUCAAAGCCAGGACAUCUUUAUCGAAAACAUACUUCUGUGUGGAUUGGCUGGCUUCUCUGAUUUCUACAAACCUGAUUGGCUGAAGCAUAUUCUGAGUUUACAAGACCAGGAAACUGGAUGUUUUGGGAGAGAUGAAAGAGUGAUCUCCCAGAUAAUUGGAGAGGAGCUGCUGGAGGCAUUGCAACCACAACGAAGAGUGAAGAGGAGAGAGAAAACACUGAGAGAAGGCUGCUCGAGUCACAUGACUGGUGUGGCGGUGAGUGCACUGGGAGGGUACCUCAACUUCUACCUGAUGGAGCAGGACAUCACGAAGAGACCACUCAGUUGAACUUCAGACGCCACACCACACCUGGCCAAAGUAGAGUUGAAAUGAGCUUGACUUCUUCACUGAUUUAGUCGUCAUGCCUGGGCAAUGGAAAACAAAACACAAUCCAGUUCAAAGUCAUUGUGUGAUUUUUACUUUGCCCAGGUGUGAUGAGCUGAGCGCAGGGUUAUAUCAAAGGGUAAACAGUAGACUGUUGCAGAUGAAAUGUAUAGAGUUAACAAAUAAAACCCAAAUGCUGAUCAAUACACUGCACUACUGCAUGUCUUAGAAACAAGACUGGUCUACUCAACAUGUCGUUGUUGGAAAUGUUAAUUGGCGUAAAAUUAACUACCGGUAGUUAUUUUCUAGUUGAAAGGUUGAUAAUCAGAAAAUGUUCAGCAAUUCUUUUUACAGAAUUUGUCAUGUAGCAUGUUUUGUUUUCACAUUUGCGCCUACUGAAUGCAACCUUCUCACAUUUCAGUAACUUGGACUACUGAAAAGCAAUACCUGCACACUAUUUGAUAGAUUAAGACUAUCGUAUAAUGAUUUUUUUAUUCUGUAGAAAUAAAAAAUAAAACAACAACAAUAUU
Hypomesus transpacificus is the source of this 2285-nucleotide messenger RNA. RefSeq names its product chromosome unknown C16orf89 homolog (gene cunh16orf89). The record is from RefSeq and is a predicted model, not a curated record. Gene Ontology annotation, cellular component: cytosol; membrane. The transcript is spliced from 8 exons. Lineage: Eukaryota; Metazoa; Chordata; Actinopteri; Osmeriformes; Osmeridae. Bases 661 to 1719 code for a protein of 352 amino acids.